UAGUAAAAAAAUCAAGCGAACUACGCCAACUGGAAAUUGACUGAAAUAAGUAAACAUAGCAACAACAACAGUCAACAAUAAAUGCGGAGGAAGCAUGGCUUUCAAGUCAGGCAUGGAUGAGCUGGUGGUGGAAGCAACAGGCAAAAGCAAAUAGCGACUAACCAAGUGUUAGCGCUCUGGCGAGAUCAGUUUAAACGAGACAGCCAAGUGGAAAAGUUAGCUAGCGCGGAUAGAACGAGUCAAGCACCAGAGUGUCGAAACUUGUGGAAAACGUGAAAAUUAGAUAGAACUGAAUUGCAAGUGGUGACUAAGAUUUAAUGAGCGCGAAUUAAAUCGUUUGUUUUUUUUCUAUUGGACGUUGAUGCGUCGCCAAUUAUAAUCAAACAGUAGCGGUGAUUGCAAGUGGUAGCGGCUAAGAAGCGCUUGCUGUGAAAUAGUGUAGAAAAAUAAUAUUACAAGUAAAAAAAAAAAAACAAAAAACACAACAGUCAAAGUUACUCUAGUGAAGUGCCGCGCAAAAGUUAAGUGUAAUUGACAAAGCGUUAAUUCUAGAAAUUCCGUUGGACGAAAGCGUGCAAUUCAGCAGAAGCAAAAAAUUCAUAGUUGAGUCAACUGCGCAGCGAAAGCUUAAAAGAAACAAUAAAAAAAGAAGGAAAGACUUAAGCGCCGAACGCGAUGACCACACAAGCACACACGCUGCAGCAGAUGACGGCAGCAAGGAGCCAGCUGCUUGCGGCCUUGCUAAUUUUCGCUAACCUACUGGUUAGUCAGGUUGCUACACAAGAACUUUCGCCACCAAAUGAGUUUGCUCCCCACGUAACGGCGACAUGCAAAUCCGGCACAAUGAAUAUCAAAGUGAAAUUCAACGGUCCCUACACGGGUGCAGUGCAUGCGCGCGAUCAUCGAAAUGCUGCCUGCAUGGCCAUGGGUGACGGCUCCGAAGCGGUCGGCUUCAGCAUAAAUCUGUUGGCGAAGCAGGGUGCGCCCGAUUAUUGUGGCGUGCUGGUCAGCAACGUGAGUGGUGCCAAUCGUACAGAGGAACGUUCGAUACAGUUGGCGGUACGAGUACAUAAAACACUGGAAUUGGCGGAUGAUAAGUUUUAUGUUAUUACAUGUGGAAAAUCCGGGUUUGGACGCGAUGACAAUGCGCAUGUCAUCUUGAAGUUCUUGGAGAAUGAUCGUCGUGUACGUGAAACGGUUUAUGGCCAUGAGUAUAAAAUCCGCGCAGAAUUAACGAAGCCAAAUGGUACUUAUGGCAUAAGAGUCGCAAACUGUUUCGCUUUUGACAAGAAGAAUAUCAGUAUACCGCUAAUUGAUGACAGAGGCUGUCCCGUGGAUGAGGCUAUUAUUUCUCGUUUUUUGCCAACCCCUGAUGGGCACAGCGCUGAAGCGACACUUAAUUCGAUGUUCAAAUUUCCAGAAGGCUCCGAAGUGCAUCUACAAUGCGAUGUGAUACAAUGUUAUGGUCGUUGUAUGGAUGAUGAGGACUGCAAACAGAUCGCUUUGGCCGGCGCGGGUGGUGUAAGCAAAGGUGGCAAUCGUAAAUUGGCUCCAAAUGAAGAGGGUUCUAGUAUUGCAGGCACCACUGUAUUUGUACUUGAUCCAGCAAAGGCGCCAUUAAUCAGCGGUGACUGUGAAGAUGGCAUUCGCCCACCAUGGCUACUCUGGUUGGCCAUCACACUCGGCGUGCUCUUCUUAAUCAUGUUGCUGAUGAAUAUUUUCCUUUGUACCGCAAUGAGCUGCAGUUGUGCGAAUACCGAGAUCAUCGAAAAAGAACCAUCCAUCAUUGAAGAAUACGAUCCGUACCGAAGUUGGCAUGGUAGUCAGUAUGGAUCGCGUUACUCACUGCAUGGGCGCGACGCGCAUAAAGGUUACACAAGCGGUGGCUCAACGAUACACUCGAAUAGGUCGAUUCCCAUUGACAAUGACAAUUAUGCGAUUGUACAUUCGCGUCCCGGCUCUAGGCAAAACGGACAAGCGCAAGGACACCGCAACCGCGGACCGCCCAGUAAUAUGUAACACACAAAUAUUCGACUAUUUAAUGCUAACUGCUAACGUUAAGUACAAUUAUAAGAAUUAAAAUUAAAAAAUAUAAAUAUUAAUUUAAUCUUAAAAAAAAGAAAUAAAUCGAAAUGUAUAUAAAAAUUUUAUGUAGCUACAGCUCUUUUACUGUACACUCUUCUUAUCCUUGCACUUUGGCUUUCGAUACUUUCCGAAACUAACGAAAUCACUCAAUUCUCAAUGAGCUGCAAUGUUCCAGAGAUUUUCAGCGUUAUUCAUUAACGAUUGUACUUAAAUUAAAAAGUAAAAUUCAUUAAAAACAAAAUUUCAUUUCAUUUUGUAAUUUCAUAAACUUCCUGUAACUGCAAUGUCACAAAUUAUAAAAAAAAAAUGUGGUGAAUGCAAGUUUUAAAAUUAUGCGCUACUGUAUUAUAAUAAUUUUAACAUAAUUUAAUUGUGACUUCUUCCAGCUCCUACUAAUCCGUAAGGCGCUGCUUUCACAUGCAAUUUUUCAGUGCUGCCACUGUGUUAUCGCUUUUCUUCAUUCGUAUACAAGCAUAAAUUGUUCCGUUUGGUUGAAGAGCAAUUCCAAGGUAGCGAGCUUCUAUUGGAUUCUAGAAUACUAAACUGGACCAGUUGCAAAUCUAAAAAUUGCAUGUCAGCACAGUGCCUAACUGAAAGCCCGAAACAUAUCUACAUAUGCACACUAACCCAGUUGUAUUAUUUUUUCUUUUAAAAAUGAAUAAAAGUAAGAAACUAUAGAUACAAUUAAGUCAUUAGUUUAGUAAGUUGCGAAUUAAAAAUUCUUGAAUUCGAUUGGCAUUUAAAUAUAAAUGAAUUAUUUGGAAAAUAUUUUUAUAUAAAUACAAAAAAUAAAAAUAAAAAAUAAACCAAAACUGUGCACAAAAUUAUGAAAUUAUUUUAUGCUGACGAUAUGCGUGUAAUUAUGUACGUAAAUUUUUAUGGUUAUGUUAAAAAUAAUUAAUAAAUAAAAGUCGGACUAAU
This is a messenger RNA of Rhagoletis pomonella (apple maggot), 3006 nucleotides long. RefSeq lists its product as uncharacterized. The coding region runs from base 676 to 2019 and encodes 447 amino acids. The record is from RefSeq and is a predicted model, not a curated record. NCBI's taxonomy places the organism in Eukaryota, Metazoa, Arthropoda, Insecta, Diptera, Tephritidae. The transcript is spliced from 11 exons.